GCCACAUACCUACUUGAUAUCUCAGUGAUACUCCCGCGAUGCUGUUGAUGUCCCCCACUUCAGAUCAUUGCAAUGCCUCUUGAUCUUAUCAUUUUUCUUCAGUCUAAAGUCCUCAUUUCCAACACCAUAAUUCUCAACUCUACUUUACAACUUAAGAAUGGAGCUAAGCUUAAAAUGAUGAAAAUGGAAAUACCACUAAUUUGAAGAGGGAGUUGGUCAAAUUGUUUGGUGUUUCACUUUGCCAAGGGCUGCAUACUCAAUUGAAUAUUGAGCCACAGAUUAAGUUGUCCAAAUCAAUGUUUGGCGAUUACCAGUGGCCAUCAUGAGAAACCUCCCCUUUUCUGAAAUCUUAGAGUCAUCCUCGGUUGCUGCAAAUGGGUUCGUGAAUGUCGUUUUGUCAAAAACAUGGAUGGCUAAGGGAGAAAGCUUUUACAAUCCAUAUAUUCCCGGGGUGAUAGAGGAACUUACCCAUAAAGGGUUAGUCAAAGAAAGUGCAGGUGCUCGUGCCAUAUUCAUUGAAGGCUAUUGCGUGCCUCUAAUUGUUGUGAAGAGAGAUGGAGGUUAUAACUAUGCUUCUACUGAUCUUGUUUCUCUUUGGUUAGUUUGUCUCUCCUUAAUUAAUCUAUACAUUUGUGAUUUCUACUUUCUAGUAGUUGGCAGUAAUGCAGUAAUGCUAUCUCUGUAAAUGCUCCCUCAGAUUUCUCUAUUGUUCGUUGAUUGAGUUUCAGUAGAUGGGAUAGGAACAUAUUAUGGAUCAUAACUUGCUCCAAAGUUAGAGGCAUAACUAUUGUGGUUUCUUGUUUUUUUUGGAGAUAAAUGUAAAUAUAUAUUAACACCCAGAAAAAAUAUACAUCACAUAUUCUAGAUCUCCUAAAACCUCCCCC
This is a messenger RNA of Cuscuta epithymum, 884 nucleotides long. NCBI's taxonomy places the organism in Eukaryota, Viridiplantae, Streptophyta, Magnoliopsida, Solanales, Convolvulaceae. The record is from the annotation of a GenBank genome assembly.